Molecule: messenger RNA, 9020 nt
Organism: Megalops cyprinoides (Indo-Pacific tarpon)
Lineage: Eukaryota; Metazoa; Chordata; Actinopteri; Elopiformes; Megalopidae
Gene: ahctf1
Product: AT hook containing transcription factor 1
Exons: 36
Coding region: 271-8727 (2818 amino acids)
Source: RefSeq, a predicted model, not a curated record
CUGAGGGACAUAGAAAUGGCGCUUGCGUUGAACUCGCCGUUGUUGAGACCGUAAACAGUGGAGCUAGCUAACCGGCGGGUAUCGCGCGCUGUCACCUUAGAGAUUACAGUUAAUACAGAAAUCACAAGGAACAGGCGGAGAAGCAUACACGAGAGGAGCGGAUUAUGAUCGAAGACAAGUCGCUACGGGAGACAAGUUAGAUUUGACCAUAGCCAGCCAGCUAGCGAGCGAGCUAGCUCAUAAUUUGACACAGCCAGAAACGCAGCAACCAUGAGCGAACUGGCUGCCCAGGUCACCAGCAGCCUGCUGCGCUUCCCAGAUGUGACGGUGGACGCCCUGGGGGAGGAUGAGAUCACACUCGACUCUGUGCUACACGGCAAAUUCACCGUCGGGAGGAGCGGGCUGGCGUGGCUGGCCUGCGGCCCUCACCUGGAGGUGGUCCACGCCACCACGGGGCAGCGGUUCUCGGCCUACCGCUUCAGCGGCGUCAGCGAGCACGCCCCCAAUGUGCUGGCGGUGCGCGACUUCUGCUGGCUGAAGAGGACGGGCCUGCUGGUGGGGCUGGAGGAGUCGGAGGGCAGCCUGCUCUGCCUGUAUGACCUGGGCAUCUCCCGCGUGGUCAAGGCCGUGGUCAUCCCAGGAAGGAUCACCGCCAUUGAGCCCCUGGUGAGCUAUGGGGGAGCCAGCACCAGCACCCAGCACCUGCACCAGAGCCUGCGCUGGUUCUUCGGGGUGGCCGCCGUGGUCACCGACAUCGGCCACGUGCUACUGGUGGACCUGUGCCUGGACGACCCGUCCUGCAGCCAGAGCGAGCUGGAGGCCUCAGACCUGGAGGUGGUGAACAAGUCCCCCGCGGAGAUCCCUCACAUCCGGGAGAGGGUGACACAGCAGGGCCGGCACCUGUGCCUGCAGCUGAACAGCCCCACGGGCACCGGCGCCACUGCCCUGCAGUACGUCACCCGCACCAACCAGCUGGCCGUGGGCUUCUCCGACGGCUACCUGCAGCUGUGGAACAUGAAGACGCUGAAAAAAGAGUACCAUUCCCAGCUGGAGGGCGGCCGGGUGCCCGUCUACGCCUUCACCUUCCAGGAGCCGGAGAACGACCCUCGCAACUGCUGCUACCUGUGGGCCGUGCAGUCCACUCAGGACAACGAGGGGGAUGUGGUGAGCCUCCACCUGUUGCAGUUAGCUUUCGGGGAGAGGAAGUGCCUGGCCUCUGGGAAGAUACUUUACGAGGGCCUGGAGUACUGCGAGGAGCGCUACAGCCAGGACCUGAACGGGGCCGCCUUCCCCCUGAGGGCUCAGGCCACUAACACGCGCCUGCUGGGCUGCCAGACCAUCGAGAAGUUCCGGCACCACCCGGACCGCGACGACAGCAUGAACGAAGGUGCAUCCCCUGACACCAGUGUGUCGAUAUUCAGUUGGCAAGUCAAGUCCUAUGGACAGGGCAAGCCCUCCACAUAUGUGGGUGUGUUUGACAUCAACCGAUGGUACCACGCACAGAUGCCCGACUCUCUAAGAACCGGGGAGUCCCUGCAUAACUGCCCGUACCUGGCGGUCUGGUCGCUGGACGCGGUGGUGGAGAUGACGUCGCCCUGCACCCUGCUGGACCUCCUGGUGCACGAGCGCAGCCUGAGUAGGGGUCUGCCGUACACCUGUCCCCCACCCGAGCAGUUCUUCAACCCCACCACCUACAACUUCGAUGCAACUUGCUUGCUUAACUCCGGAGUCAUGCACUUAGCAUGUUCUGGCUAUCAGAAAGAGACUCUGAGCUUCUUAAAGAGGUCUGCCCCCUACCUGAGCGAAGCCAUCCCUGACGGCUACUCUCGCUGCCUGAUGUCGGGCCUCCUGUCCCCACGGCUGGCCGAUGUGCAGCCGUCCAACCUCAGUCAGGAGGAGCAGCUGGAUGCCAUCCUGUCCGCUGCGGUGGAGACCAGCUCUCUGGGGCUCAUCACAGGGUGCAUCAAACGGUGGACGGCUGAGGAGCAACCAGGAUCUGCCGUGAACCUGCGCUACAUCCUGGAGUGGGCUUGGAACAAGGUGGUCCUCACCAAGGAGGAGCUGGACGGCAUCUGCGCCCCCCUGUUCGACAGCUCCACGAACUUCACAGACCCGCAGACCCUCCAGCUGCUGCAGCACAGCCAGCGGCUCCUGGGGAACCUCAGCACCAUCUUCCACUGCCUGCUCAGCGAGGCUCAGGAGCUCACGCAGAAAGGGUUGGUGGGUCUGGUCAACAAGAACGUGGUGUCCAGCCUGAUCUCUCAGUACGCCCAGGUUGUGCUGUGGUUCUGUCGGACCGGCCUCCUGCCUGAAGGCUCUGAUGAUGACGUGCUACAAAUAUCAAGGCCCUUUUACAAUUACCCAGUGAUUAAAAACUACUACACUGGUCGACGUGAAGAACUGCAACGCCUCUCUAGGGGGAAAUGGUGUGCGGACUGCCUCAUGAUUGACGGCCUGGUGGCCCAGUUCGCGGACCGCAUCGAGGACCUGUGGAAGAGGGACGACGGAGGAACGGGGGUGUACCCGCCCCCAACGCUACAUGCUUUGCUGGAUAUCUACCUCCUGGAAAACAUGGAGGAGUCUGCCAAGCACGCCAUUGUAAUCUAUUUGUUGCUGGACGUCAUGUACUCUUUACCCAAUAAGAGUGGCACGUCGGUGGAGUCUUUCCCCACGGCGUUCGCCAUUCCCAUCGGCCUGGUGAAGCUGGUGCAGGGCUUGUGGCUCCUGGAUCAUCAUGACCACGAGAACUCCCUGGAGCUGCUCCUGCAUCCGGCCACCAGCCGCUCCCUGUGGGGCUGGCAGCACGAGCGCGUCCUGCAGGCGCUGAUGUGCCAGGGCCAGCACGCCAUCGCCCUCCGCUACCUGCACACCAUGAAGCCAGCCAUGUCCACCUCCAGCCAGCUCAAACUGUGCCUUUCUGUCCUGCUCCACAACAGGUGCAUGGUGGAGGCCUGGGCGCUCCUGAGGCAGCACUCUAACAAGCUGAACAUGGAGGAGCUGCUCAGGUUCCUGUACGAGAGCUGCCAGGAUCUGGGCCUCAUGAAGGAGCUGCUCAAACUGCCCCUGGGCCUCGCUGAACAGGAGUGCCUGGAGAAGUUCCUGCAAAACAGCGGGGGCCUCCAGAACAGAGAGCUGCUCAUGGUCCACUACCUCCAGCAGGCCAACUAUGUCCCUGCACUGCAGCUCAACCAGGCCAUGAAGACGAACCUGAAUGACAGAGAUCCGAAGCUUAAGGAGAGGUCGAAUACCAGGAACUCCAUUUUGGACCAGUACGGCAAGGUUCUCCCAAGGGUGCAGCGAAAACUAGCUACUGAGCGAGCAAAACCAUACCGACACCCCUCUACGGUCUUCAGAGAAGUUUCCAGACCGCAGCCCUUGUCGACCGUGGCCAAACGGUCAGCGACGGAGAACGUGCUGACAAGAGCCGCCUUCAUCAGCAACGUCCUCAGCAAGAUCGGGGAGGUGUGGGAGGGCAAGAACAGCGGGCCCGACUCCUCUCCAGUGAAAAGCCCCAAGGUGUCAGGGGCACCCUCGGCCAGUCCGAGCCGGCGCUCGGUGGAGCUGCCUGAGGCCUUUGUGGGCACGCCCAUCACCAUGAGCUCCAAGAGGAUGACCAGGGUUCUCAAUCUGAUUGUACGCCCGUCAUCCCAGCUGAGCCCCGAGAGCCCAGACCUGCAGCAGACCCCUCCGAGGCGGGUGAGCUCAUUGGUCACGCCUGGCCACGCCCCAGCUUCCUCCCUGAAGUCCGGCUCCUUCAAGGGCAUCGCCAAGGCCCCCGAGCUCAGCCUGCUGCAGACGCCACAGGUGGUUAAGAGAGCUCGGGCGCUAACGGCCACAGGCCCCGUGUUCCCUGGCUUCACCCCUCAGUCCAUCCUGAGGAGCAGCCUACGGCCCACCCCCGUUGGGUCGCCCUCUGCCUCACCGGGCCGCUCCGUAACUCCGCCCCCCCGCCCCAAGGAGAGCCGCAUCACCUUCAUUGAAGAUGAGCCCUCUGCCGACGUCGCCAAGGGCCCGGUCCACUGGAGCAACGGGAUUGCAGCAGAGACUGAAAUCAGCCUGCUGUCCCGCGCCUCGUCUCUGCCGAAGCCCGAAAAGGAGGGCUGGUGCGCCGAGCCGGAUGAGGAAGAGGAAGAGGAGGGAGAGCAGCAGCCUGUGACGUUAGCGCCGCCAGCAGUGGAGCCCCAGCUCAGAGAACCUGAGGACAGCGAGAGGGAUGUGGAGAUGGGGGAGUCCGAGAGCUGCUCCUCCGCACGAGAGACCGUAGAAGACAAAGAGGAAGAGGUGGUGGUUGGGAGACCCAGUAUAGGGCUUGAAGUAAGCUACGCCUCUGUUCAGUCUGUGGAUACUACUUUGGAAUACCACGAUGCCCCUGCGCCCGAAGACCUGGAGAUGGAGCUGCAGCAGCUGCAGCAGCCAGUGGAGGAGGAUACAGGGGAAGUGGUAGAAGCAGACCUGAAGCCAGCAGCUGCAGACGUCUCCCCCCUGCCGCCCACAGGCACAGGAGAAGAGGAGCAGUCCGAAGCACCUAUCGAGCAGAGCCUCAAGCAGGAAGAGGCGGAGCCGCACCCAGAGCAGGAAGAGGCGGAGCAGAGAACUGAGCCGAAUGAGGCAGUGGAAAACCCAGAGCAGCAAGAGCUGGAUCAGAGGAUUGAGCAGGAAGAGGCGGAGCAGAACCCAGAGGAGGAAGAGGCAAGGCAGAGCCACAAACAGGAAGAAGCGGAGCAGAUCCUGGAGCAGGUGGAAGCGGAGCAAAGCCUCGAGCAGGAAGAGGCAGAGAAAAACCCACGGCAGGAAGAGGUGGAGAAGAGCCUUGAGCCUGAAGAGGCAGAGCAAAGCUCCAAGCAGGAAGAGGUGGCGCGUAUACCAGAGCAUGAAGAAGCAGAAUGUAUCCCGGAGCAAGAAGAAACCCAGCAGGAGCAGAAUGUGGAGCUGGAAGAGGCAGAGCCCAGCAACAAACAUGAAGAGGCGGAGGAAGAGAGCCCUGAGCUGGAGGUGCUGGAGCCCAGCCCCGAAAGGGAAGAGGCAAAGCCACGCACAGAGCACAUAGAUUUGGAUGAGUUUGUGGAGCGGCAUUUAUUUGGUGAUGAUCUUUCCCCCCCACUGACACGUUCCAGUAUACGGCAAGCCUCGCAGAGCUGGACCAACUCCUCAAACAGCGAGUCUUCCUUUGACGGGAGAGAGGAGGAGCCUGCGACUGCUGGCACCACCCCUCCAGCGCUGACCACACAGAAGUCUGUGACGUCUGUGUCCUCUGCUCCCACCACCACCACCGACUCUCACUCUGUGGUGAGCCUGAAUGACAGUGAAGAGCUGUCGAGAGCCUCGUCAGAGGAAGAGGAGUCGGACACUGGGGAGGAGGAUGAGGAUGAGGAAGAGGAGGACUCGGGAAGCGAGGUGGAGAUCGUAGAAGAGGUGGAGGGUAACGGGGGCCAGAGGCAUCUGCCCAACGCCAGCCUCUUCCUUCAGGAGCCCCCUCACGGCUCCGAGUACCUCGAUGAGCCAGCCACCGCUGUCCUGUCACUGGUGGCACCUGAGAUGGAACUGAAGACCGUGGAAGCAGUGGAGGAGGAGGAGGUGGUGAUGGUGGAUCUAGAGGCAGAGGAGCCAGAGGAGGACGGAAACGAGGUGGUGUGUUACACCGAGCUUAAGCCCUCCGACACGCUGCUCGUCCCCCUGGAUCUGGAUGAGGAACAGCAGCUAGUCGAUGGGGCAGGCCUCGCCCUGCAUGAGCUGGAACCAGAGCCCCACAUCGAAGCCCCCACCAACUUCACGCUCAUGCUGGAGGCAGAGGAACUGGAGAACGGGUUAGCCAGGCCGCUGGUGGACUCUGACAAUCAGCUGCUGAUUGUGCAGCUUUCGCAGGGUUUGGGUGGGAAGGAGCAGCCGGGAGAAGAAGGUCUUGGACAGGAGCAGGCUGACAGUCAGGAAGUCUUCCCCUUGGACAGUGUAAACCCAGAUGCUUGUGAGGGUUUGUCAUCCCUCCCCACUCAUCCACAAGGUCUUGUUAGCGACAUGGCUGUCAUUGAAGAGGAUAUCAUGGGAAGAGAGAGCAGAGAAACAGAAGUUUUGCCAGUCAGAGAAUUGGAGGGUGGGGAGUUGCCGGGAAGUACAGACGCAGUCGCUCAGAAGGCACCUAAUUGUGAUGUUCAAACUACAGAGGACUUCACUGAGAGUGAACUAGCUUCAACAACCAAAGAACCGAAACCAAUCAGUACAGAGGAGUCUGCUGCAGAACUUAAGAGUGCGGAGCAGCCAGCUAGCUCAAGUAAAGUGGAGGUGGUAUUCCAAGCUGAGGCAGUGCCAGGCCCCUCUGUGGAGACAUCCCCUGUUCCCCAGGUUGAAGAGGUGGAGCCUAUCUCUGUGGUUGUAGAAGCAGAGCCUGUCACUGUGGCAGAACCAUCCCUUGUUCCUGAAGAGGUGGAGUCUGUCCCUGUGGUUGUAGAAGCAGAGCCUGCCACUGUGGCAGAACCUUCCCCUGUUCCUGAAGAGGUGGAGCCUAUCCCUGUGGUUGUAGAAGCAGAGCCUGUCACUGUGGCAGAACCUUCCCCUGUUCCUGAAGAGGUGGAGCCUAUCCCUGUGGUAGAGCCUGUCCCUGUGGAGUCUGUACCUCUGAAUAAGGAGAUGGAGUCUGUUCCUGCAGAAGAGUCUGCCCCAGUUCUUGAAAAGGCGGAGCCUAUCCCUGUGGAUGAAGAGGCCGAACCUGCCUUGGUUGAAGAAGUAGAGCCUGUACCCGUGGUUGUACAGGCAGAAUCCUUACCUGUGGUAGAGCCGCUUCCUGUGGUUGAAGAGGCAGAGCCUAUCCCUGUAGUUGGAGGGACGGAGUCUGCACCUCUGGCUGAAAAUGUGGAGGCCGUCCCAGUAUUUGAAGAGGUGGACUCUGAACCCGUGGCUGGAGAGGCAGAGGCCCUGGUUGCAGAGACAGAGCUUAUCCCUGUGAUUGCAGAGGCAGGGCCUGCCCCUGUGGUUGCAGAGGAAGAUGCAGCCCAGGCACCAACAGCCAAGCCCGUAGAAAAGGCAGCACCCGCUAACAUGUCCGUGGCGGUGACUAAUAAUACAGAGUCAAAAAGCAGCCACACAGCGGACAGGAAAGCUGCUCCCACUCCUGAAACGAGGAGGAGGACCAGGCAGAGGAAAACUGUUGUCUUCUCUUCACCCAUUGAAGAAACUGAAAAGGCCACACAAUCAGAAGAGGAGAAGCCCCAGCACCAGAUAGAAUCCCAGGUGCCCUCAACACCGGGAAGGAUCACCAGGAGUGCGAAGCAUGAGCAAGAUUCCCAAGUCCCGCUCACACCCAGGAGGACCACAAGGAGAGCCACAGAGCCAAAGCCACAGAAGGAAGAGGAAGUUCAUAUCGAUAGCACCGCCGUCAAUGCUAAACCCGAAGCCACAAAGCAGCAGACCCCACAGAAGACCCCUCCAAGAAAGGGAACCCGACGAACCAGAAACUCCCUUCUAAGUAUCGAUGAAGACAUUAGCGUUACGGAGGACGAACUGCACGAGAACGAGCUCCCAGUUGUACCUGUAACUCGCACAAGGAGUGCUAGGAAAACGAGAACGGCCAUCAUGGAAGUUCCUGAAAGCGACACAGUGGUUCCAGAGGAGCAACCAGACGAUCGGCCAGCCAAGGUACCCAGCAGUCCAGGCAGGGUGACAAGAAAAUCCACCCGAGGAAUAUCUCUGGCCCUGGACAUACCGCAGCUGGCCACACAGGAGCAGGCAGUGGUUGUGGAACAAGAGGCCGUGACCCCAAAGAGGAGCAGAAGGACGAGAAAAGACAGUACAGCAGAAGAGGCUAAGACCACUGAAGCUGUAGCUAAGGAGCUGCCGGUGCUGGAUACCUCUCGACGGUCUACAAGAAGCCGUCUGUGGAAUCACUUGGAGCACACAAGAAAGGGGGAGGAGAAGGAAGAACGCCUCAUCCUAGACACGCCCCUAGAGGUGGAGCCGGGAACCGAAGUGGCCGACGCCUUGAUGGAGAGACUCAAGGAUGAAGAAGCCAAAGAGUCUAAAGGUGUGAGAAGCGAGGAAGGGCUCGGAACAAGCACUGCAGGUACAACGUCUACCCGUGCUAAACGGAGGGGUACGAAAGCCGCCCUGGAGCAAGCUCCCUCCGUCCCCCCACCAGUGACAGAAGCGCUGGAUGGGAACGAGGAGGAGUCAACGAACAAAAGGGGCACCAAAUUGGAGGCAGCGGAAGCACAGGGUCAGGUGCAGCCGAAGGCACCGAGAACGGGCAGACGGACACGCGCUAGCAGGGCCUCUGAGGCGGACGCCUCUCCGCAAAGGGACCCUGUUCUUUUAUCACCGCCUCAGACUCGGAGGAAGUCGAAAGCAAGGAAAAUGGACUCUUCCGUACUGAACGACGUGAUUUCAGAACCACAGACUGAAUCCUCCGCUCCUGUUACUCGUGCACGGCGGCCAGCUGCCGCCAGCAUACCUCAAACCUCUAACGAUGAGGAAAGUGAUUUGGGGGGUCAGGCUGGGAAACAUGAGACUGAAGCUGCCAAAUCCAGAAAGAAGCGAGCCACCAGGACAAAGGCGACAGCUGGAAGCCCCCCGCCCGUGAAGAUCAACCUGAUCUCCCCCAUGGCCAGCCCGGCGGAGCUCGCCCCAGGGGUGGACAAGAAAGAGAAGGCGGAGGCCCCCUUGCAGAGGAUGAACCUGCGCAGGAAGCGCCUACUGGACACCAUCUUCCCCAAGCCGGUCACGCGCAGGAAGAUGUUGUAACCGCCCCUGUACCCCGCAAAUGCCACUCGCUUACGGGAACGGCACUUGAAUGACUCUACACUCCCAAAACCCCGUCGCUCAGCAGAGGCUUCUGUUCAUUUUUUUUUUUUUUUUUAUCAAGUUUGCUGCCUGCUGUUUUCUAUUUAGAUAACAACCAAUGGAAAAAGUUUUUGAAAUUAAUGAACAAAUCUAAUUUGGGAGAAAUUAUUUUAUAUAAAUUAUUGUAAUGUUUACAGAAAACCGAUCUGGAUUAUGGGAAGGGGGAAGAAGGGACUUGAGCUCCGAAGAGGAGA